This is a messenger RNA of Musa acuminata AAA Group (dessert banana), 813 nucleotides long. Its product is annotated as WRKY transcription factor 28. The record is from RefSeq and is a predicted model, not a curated record. NCBI's taxonomy places the organism in Eukaryota, Viridiplantae, Streptophyta, Magnoliopsida, Zingiberales, Musaceae. Gene Ontology annotation, biological process: regulation of DNA-templated transcription. The transcript has 4 exons. Gene Ontology annotation, molecular function: sequence-specific DNA binding; DNA-binding transcription factor activity. Bases 91 to 600 code for a protein of 169 amino acids.
UCAUCUUUCCGCUCUCACCCUUUUAAGUAGUACCACAUAAAAACUCUCUUUCUACAAGUUUUCAAGGUCGCAGCACAAGUCCUCCCAUGGAUGCCGCUGCUCAACCCACAGCUUAUCUGUAUGCGAUCCUUCUACCUUCAUCUUCCUUCUGGUGUCUUGAAAACAGCCGCAGUACUGUCGUGGUUUUAUCUACGGCCAUGCAUCCUGGAUUUCGAUGGUUUUGAUUCAGCUUGCACCCUGCAUGGAAGCUUUAGGGAAGGGGAGGCCAGCGAAGAACAAGAUCCAUCAGGAACAGGUACAGUGGGUCAGAGCCUUGAGAUGCCUGGAGAUGGGUAUGCAUGGAGAAAGUAUGGGCAAAAGUUCAUUCUAAAGAUAAGAAAGAACAGCUACUUCAAGUGCCGCGAAGAGGGAUGCAAGGCGAAGAAGAGGGUCGAAUGGCCUCCCUCGGACCCCAGCAGCGUCAAGGUCACUUACGACGGAGUGCACCACCACCCAUCGCCACAGCUGCUUUCAGCUUCGUAUCAAGAGGAGCGAGCAGGAAUGGCCAAUAGAUACAAUUUGGUAAUCCAAGUGCUUGGUCCUCCUGGUGAUUCUUCGUGAAGCGCUUUGGCUGAGCAGAUCAUAUCCUAAUAACACACGACAUACACAUACAUAAUGCUCGAUCGACUAGUUCUGGUUGGCUAGCUUGUUCGAGGAGCUCGUUUAUGGUGUUAUUCUAGUCUUAACACAGAAUAUAUACAUCCAGUUGUUUUCCUUUUUAUUUCUUUGUCUCCACUCACACAUAAAGCAACGUUUAAUGUUCCUCUUUCUUUA